This is a messenger RNA of Myotis brandtii (Brandt's bat), 1263 nucleotides long. It is a transcript of the gene CCM2, whose product is annotated as cerebral cavernous malformation 2. The transcript is spliced from 7 exons. The coding region runs from base 1 to 1263 and encodes 420 amino acids. Lineage: Eukaryota; Metazoa; Chordata; Mammalia; Chiroptera; Vespertilionidae. Gene Ontology annotation, biological process: heart development; vasculogenesis. The record is from RefSeq and is a predicted model, not a curated record.
AUGCGGGCGCCGUGCUGUGGGCACCACGGGUCGGAGCGGGUGACAGACGGGCUCAGGGCGGACACGCAGCUGGACACACGCCGGGUCCCAGCAGGACCCUGUGCAGGUGCCGACGAGCUCGUUCUGCGUUCCGGGGGCGGCUGCCAGUUUGUAAAGGAGGAACGGGAGGCCCGGCUGCUGCUCCCAGAGGCUCGGGUGACCUGCCGGCGGCGCCGUUCCCGAAGCCGGGCAGCACCGCUGGCUGACCCUCUCACGGCCUCUCCCUGUCUCGCUCAGUACUUAGGUCAGUUAACGUCCAUCCCAGGGUACCUGAACCCGUCCAGUCGGACUGAGAUCCUGCACUUCAUAGACAACGCCAAGAGAGCCCACCAGCUGCCCGGACACCUGACGCAGGAGCACGACGCGGUCAUCAGCCUGUCGGCCUACAACGUCAAGCUGGCCUGGCGGGACGGCGAGGACACCAUCCUGCGGGUGCCCAUCCACGACAUCGCCGCCGUGUCCUACGUGCGGGACGACGCCUCGCACUUGUGUCCCCUCCAGAGAGCCCACCAGCUGCCCGGACACCUGACGCAGGAGCACGACGCGGUCAUCAGCCUGUCGGCCUACAACGUCAAGCUGGCCUGGCGGGACGGCGAGGACACCAUCCUGCGGGUGCCCAUCCACGACAUCGCCGCCGUGUCCUACGUGCGGGACGACGCCUCGCACUUGGUGGUCCUGAAGACAGCCCAGGACCCCGGCAUCUCCCCCAGCCAGAGUCUGUGUGCGGAAAGUUCCAGAGGCCUCGCCACAGGCUCCCUGUCCGAGAGUGGAGUGGGGCCCGUGGAGGCCUGCUGCCUGGUGGUCCUGGCCACGGAGAGCAAGGUGAGCCCGGCCCUGGGACCCGGCCCCACACUCACACCUGGCCCGGCCCCACCCUCACACCGUCUGCGGCCCUUCAUCCCCGAGAAGGACAGCCAGCACUUCGAGAACUUCCUGGAGACCAUCGGGGUGAAGGACGGCCGCGGCAUCAUCACCGACAGCUUUGGGCGGUACCGGCGGGCCGUCAGCUCCGCCUCUACCUCCACCUCCAACGGGAACAGAGUGGCCGGCAGCUCCGACGACCAGUCGGUGCCCUCGGAGGGGGACGAGUGGGACCGCAUGAUCUCGGACAUCAGCAACGACAUCGAGCUCCUGUGGGAACCCCCUCCUGUGGGAACUGCCCGAGGCUUGGUGUUCUUAUGGAACCCCAGUCCCCUGGCCCACCCCUUGCCCACAGCCAAGUGA